AUGGCUCACGUAGGGUUGUUGGCAUGUUUUGCUGGCCUUCUCGCCAGUGCCGCCGCACCGCACUUCUCAUCGGCGCUUACCCUUCGCUCUGGCACAGGCAUUUCUCAGCAGAACAGCCUCCGCACAAAUUUAUCUGCAUCCGGUCAAGAUUUGCUGCGGACGUUGACGGCGCCCACAGCCGAUGACAAAACUGAAGAAUGCCUGACCCUCAUAAACAAGCUAAGGAACGAAAAUCUCAAUGGCAUGUUGAAAACCGUCACCAAGGCAGAGGACAAAGAGGUGACUGCGAGCCUGAAGACGAAUCAAAUAGAGCAACAGACGGACAAUACUGCCUCAACAAUUGCAGUAAAGCUUGCAGGUGACAAUGUAGACACAUGUGACUCCGGCGGAGACGCGGAUGCGACGACGUAUCCCGGACUCGUAAUUCCAUUCGCCCCUAACACGGAGUUCAACUGCAACGCUUUGAUCCAGGAGACUUACACAGCCGGACUUGACCACCUCAAACAAUCGAGCUUUGAGCCUUCAACAGGAGCAUAUGAUGUUGACAAAGCUCCAUUCAAUAACGUAGACGCCAGCAAUGUGGCGUUUCUACUAUCGGAGAAAAGCACAAAGGUCUCAUGUGCCGCCACCAAAGGCUGUAAUGGUGGACACAACGUUUUAUUCUGCUACUUCAUAGAGCCUCUUCAAAAGGGAGAUAAGCCUUUCACGCCUGAGCUUUACAGUGCUCUCUGGGGAUUGGAAACAGGCGCAGCGUCCAUCUCUGUUCCCAGCGUCGCCACCGUUAUUUUCGUCUUCGCUCUGAUUAUGCGGACUUCAGCUUAG
Eimeria necatrix is the source of this 822-nucleotide messenger RNA. RefSeq names its product SAG family member. Bases 1 to 822 code for a protein of 273 amino acids. Lineage: Eukaryota; Apicomplexa; Conoidasida; Eucoccidiorida; Eimeriidae. The transcript has 5 exons. The record is from RefSeq and is a predicted model, not a curated record.